GGUUGAAGAAACUGUUAUUAAUCAUUUUGUUAUCACUCCUGUAUGAUCAGCAAUGAAUGUAAAUAUGUAUAUAUAUUAUUUUGUUUUCCCCUAGCCUCAUACUUUAGAUUAUAUUAAUAAUAGCAUUCCCACCUUAGCAAAACCAGAACUUUCUCUCACCUCCCUAUUCUGCAUGACUCUUGCGCCUCCCACUGACUAUAAAUAAAGGAGCCAAGGGGAACCACCCUUUGUAACACAUUCUGCUGUAGUUUGCAUUGCAGAGAGUGUGGGUACCCUUGCAAGUAAAACUGUAACCUGUGUGUGUCUCAUAAAUGUGGAGUUGGGGUGGAAACGCCGGGCGCUUUCCCCAACAUAGAAUUUGGUCCUUCGAGCCGGAUCCGAGGAACCCCGAAGACGUCUCCAGUACGCCGAGAGAGGCGACACCGACAGCCACUCGAAGUCGGGUGCAAGAAAGACCUGUGAUGUGAAUUCGUCAUCAGGCCGGUGGUUAGAACUGCGCUCGACGUCUGGUGAUGUCUGAAGGACCUCGGUGACGGAACAGAGAGCACACUACAUAGGUGAGAAACACGGCACCUAAGUGAAUAGGUGGCCAAGUGAGAGAUACGGCACCUAAAUAAGUAGGUGGCCAAGACAUGCAUGUGGUUGAGGUUAGCCGAAAUUAACCGGGAGAGAAAGUAGGCGUUAUUGGAAAUAUAUAUAUUGAUGUAUGUGGAUGUGUUUUUAUAGGUUUUAGACUAACCUACACGAUCCACCCUAAAAGCAACAACAUACUGGUGACUGAAGGAUAAAGGACGGGUUUCAUCCCUGAAAACUAACACCGCUGCUCUAAUAGUGAGCAGUAGAAGGCCGUGUUGGUGUCCUCCUGAGGUCUCAUGCCAGGGACUUGCUUUUAGGAUUUUUUAUGUUUUGUAGUGUAUUCAAUAAAAGGUAACAAUGGGAAAAAAUCUGAGUAAACAAAUCAAAUUAGAGGGAGAUGAGAAGUUUAUGGAAGGAUAUAAACCAGGAUCAGGACAAAUAAGUAGUCAGAGAUGGAGGAAAAAACAUGGGUUUGAAGGAAAACUCCAUACUCCAGACAUAUUAAAGUUACAGGGAAACUUAAAACUGGAGAUGUUACAGACUACCAAUAAUAAAAAAGGCCAAGAUAUAAAAAAGGAAUACGUUUUCUCUGAUGCAUGGUUAGAACAGAGUAAACUAAGAGAUAAUAAGAGACAACAGAAAAAGGGAAAUAAGGAGAAAAAACUGCAGGUGGCUUUAAUCACACUAGACGAAGAAACGGCAGCAAGACCUUCUGCCCCUCCAGCUCCUCCACCGCCCCCACAAAUUCCGGUGCCUGCACCGGCGCUGGUUCCAGCCACAGAUAGACAAGAAGCAAGGGGGGGGGGGGUGGAACCAUCUCGCAUGUUAACUCGAGGGUCUGAUCCCUCUCUAUAUCCUGUAAAAGAUUUGGCCACAGCUAAAGUACAAUGGCAUCCAAAAAAUAACACAGAACAAGAGGAGGUAGAAUGGCAGUGUCCCCUCGUAGAAGUGGCAAAUCCAAAUCGAGGCCCAAAUAAUACAGGACCCGAAACUAUGUUAGUAUAUAGACCCUGGACCGCUGAGGAUAGAACAGCGGCUUUAAAAGGAAUACCCCCGGUUGAAGAAGGGGUACCCGAGUUUUGGACUGCCAUCCUAGAAUUACAAAGUAGUUUUCAUUUGAACGGCAGGGAAAUGUACCGAUGCCUAAGACAGUUGUUUACCCAUAAAUGGGGACGUGUAGCGGGAGACUUCACAGGAUGUUCUUACGAGAUUCCAUGCACAGUUACAAUGACUACCAACCCGUACCUGGCUCCUGUUGGAGCUAUGACAAAAAACACAAUGUGUGGCGGUUCCCUUUGGGAUGGAGAGUUCAAACCACUCUCACCACACACUUGCAGGACCCAACCUGACAAAUUUUUUCUGUUCUGGAGGGGGGAUCAUGUCCAGAUCUAGAUCACCUCCCGGAAGGGUUGUGGUCGUCCUCCCCCACUGAUGUAGGACUGGUAAAGGGGUUCCCACCAUACAAAGUAAUUGUGAAAUCAGAACACCGCCCGGUAGUUAGACAAUACCCGUUAAAACCUGAGGCAGAGAAAGGUAUAGCCCCUGUAGUGCAGGAUAUGUUGGCAUCAGGAAUAUUGCGAGAGGCUCCUGAGGCCACUUGCAAUACUCCUAUCUUCCCUGUCCAGAAGGGACAUACAGGGAAAUGGCGCAUGGUGCAGGAUUUAAGACCAGUUAAUAACAUAGUGCAACACGCAGCACCAGACGUGCCCAACCCACACUUAUUGCUCAACUCAUUAACCCCUGAUAAAAGUUACUUCUCAGUAGUUGAUCUCAGUAAUGCAUUUUUCUCAGUACCAUUACACUCUGAUUCUCAACAUUUAUUUGGUUUCACCUAUAAGGGAAAAAAAUACACAUAUACUAGACUCCCUCAAGGGUUUUCAGAAAGUCCACAUGUAUAUACCAUGGCCCUUAGAUAUUCUAUGAGUACCUGUAAAAUACCAUCCCAUAGUCAAGUGCUACUGUAUGUAGAUGAUAUAUUAAUUGCUUCAGAUACAAAACAGCAUUGUAAGGAAGCCACACUGUUGGUGUUACAGCAUUUAUAUGAUACAGGACAUAAAGCAUCAAAACAAAAAUUACAAUAUUGCAGGGAGGAAGUUAUAUAUCUUGGACAUAAACUCUCCCAACAAGGUCGAUCAUUAUUAGAAACUAGAAAACAGGCAAUACAAGAGGCACCAAAGCCAAAGACUAAACAGCAAAUGAUGUCCUUCUUAGGACUUUGUAAUUAUUGCAGAGAAUGGCUACCUGAUUAUGCCGCACUCGUUCAACCUCUGCAAACCUUAAUUUAUGGGAAAGACAUGGCCUUAAAAGAUAAAAUUCAGUGGACAAAAGAAGGAGAAUUGGCAUUCACAAACUUAAAAAUGAUGCUACAAACAAAUGUGAUACUUGCCUUACCAGAUUAUCAACAACCAUUUACCUUAUGUGUUGAUGCUAAUCAAGGUUAUAUGAAAGCGGUAUUAACACAGCCGUUCGGGACAAAGGAAAGACCACUAGCAUUCUAUUCUAAACGAUUAGAUGCAGUAGCAGCUGGUUUUCCACAAUGUUUGCAAGCAUGUGCAGCUGCUGCAGAAGCAGUAAAAUUAUCAGCAGAAUUAGUGUUGUGUCACCCACUCACCCUGAAGGUGCCACAUUCAGUUUCAUUAGUUUUACUGCAGACGCCGCUUCCGUUCCUCACACAUGCUAGACAUCUGACCUUAGUCUCACUCCUGCUUUCACAGUCAAACAUUACUAUACAGCGAUGUGGUCCUCUUAACCCUAGCACCCUUCUUCCGACAACGGAAGAUGGAGAGCCACAUUCGUGCAAAGCAGUUGUGGAAGAGCAAACAAAACCCAGAGCAGAUAUUUUACAGACCCCAAUAUCAGAUUCAAUGGUUGUUUAUGUAGAUGGAUCAGCAUCAAAAAAAUGAUAUGGAAAAAAAUAAGGUCGGGUAUGCUGUAGUUACAUCUACUGAAGUGUUAGAGGCCAAUGCACUCCCACCUGCUUGUUCAGCACAAGCGGCUGAACUCUAUGCUGUAAUUAGGGCAUGCGAGCUAUUCAAAAAUAAGUCACUUACUAUAUACACUGAUAGUCAAUAUGUGUUUGGAGCUGUUCAUCACCAUGCAAGAGUGUGGAAAAAUAGAGGUUUUAAAACAUCGCAGGGAACGUCUCUAACUCACACAAACUUACUACUUAGAUUAUUAGAUGUUGUACAAUUACCGACUCGCCUUGCACUGUGCAAAUGUAAAGCACACCAAACCGAUGCUUCCACAAUAGCUAAAGGAAACAACUUUGCAGAUAAAACUGCCAAAGAAGCGGCCCUGAAACAGCCCACCUUAUCAGUGGCAGACAUUCUUUUCAUAGAUAGUGAUGUGCUGUGUGAUGCACAGAUUUAUGCUCCUAAAACAGAAAUACAGAGUUGGAUCAAGAGAGGAGCAAUACAGCAAGGGAAAGUUUACUAUAUGAAUGACAAGCCCAUCCUACCAAAAAACUUAUACAAAACAGCUGCCUUAGUGAGCCAUGGAAAUACUCAUGUCUCAACAGGAGGGAUGGUACAUAUUAUCCAGCAAUACUUUUAUGCUAUAAAUUUUUCUGAUUAUGCAAAGCAAUUUUGUAGAACAUGCUUAAUUUGCUGUAAACAUAAUGCACAGGGUAACAUGAGACCAAAACGUGGCCAGUUCCCUGUAGCUGAGUACCCGUUUCAAGUUGUACAUAUGGAUUUUAUUGAAUUAUCUUGGUCACAAGGGAAGAAGUACUGUCUAGUCAUUAUAGACACCUUUUCUAAGUGGGUAGAAAUAUACCCUGUAAAGCACUGUGAUGCAAUGACUGUUGCAAAAUGUUUGGUAGGCCAUUAUUUCCCUACUUAUGGCAUACCUCAUAUUAUAAGAUCAGACAAUGGGACUCAUUUUGUAAAUCAGACCAUGUCCCUUUGUUCACAAGCAUUAGGUUUUACGCUUAAGAAUCAUUGUGCUUAUCACCCUCAGAGUGCAGGCUUAGUGGAGAGAACUAACGGCACUAUUAAAACAAGGCUCAGAAAAACAAUGGAAGAGACAAAAAGGCCGUGGCCAGAAUGUUUGUCUCUAGUAAAAUUGUGGAUGAGAAUAACUCCCAUUCCUGCAGGAUUAACACCUUUUGAGAUAGUGUACGGAAGGCCGUUUCCCCUAGCAACCGAAAUGAGUGAUAUAGGGAAAGCGGACAGAGAAAAUACAUUGGCUAAUUGGAUGCGAAAGUUGCUAUCAUCACAACAAAAACAUAGCCCCAGUAGUCUGCCAGUAAAUUCUGUUUCUAACCAACAGGAUAACUUGCAGCCAGGGGAUUGGAUCCUGGUCAAGGUCCUGUUGCGGAAGGAGUGGAGCACACCCCGGUGGGACGGUCCUUAUCAAGUCCUCCUCACAACACCAACAGCUGUGAAAAUAGCAGAACGACCUUCCUGGAUACAUGUUAGGUUGAAGAAACUGUUAGUAAUCAUUUGUUAUCAUUUCUGUAUAAUCAGCAAUGAGUGUAAAUAUGUAUAUACAUUAUUUUGUUUUCCUUUACCUUCAUACUUUAGAUUAUAUUAGUUUACACGUAUCCUGAGCACGUGUUUAAAUAGUUGUCCACCUGAGUAAAACCAGAACUUCUUCUUACUCUCACAGUCUUUUCUUUGUUCUCACUCCAAGACCCCUGCCCCCCAUUGACUAUAAAUAAAGGUGCCAAGGGGAACCACCCUUUGUAACACAUUCCUUUGUAGCCUAGCAUGCAGAGAGUGUGGUUACCCUUGUGCAAGUAAAACUCUAAGUGUGUUGUCUCGUAAUUAAUGGUGUGUACAGAGUUGGAGUGGAAAGCCUGUCGCUUUCUCCAACAUAUACUGUAUUGUAGUUUGGUCCUGUGUGCAGAGUUGGAGUGGAAAGCCUGACGCUUUCUCCAACAUAUAAUUUGGUCCUUCGAGCCGGAUCCGAGGACACCUGACGACAUCGCCAGCACGCCGAGAGGAGCGACACUGAAGCCUGCCGGCAGCCACUCGGAGACGGGUGCAAAAAAGACCUGUGACGUGAAUUCGUCAUCAGGCCGGUGGUUAGAACUGCGCUCGACGUCUGGUGAUGUCUGACGGACCUCGGUGGCGGAACACAGGCACACGGGACAGGAUAAUCUGCAGCCAGGAGAUUGGAUCCUGGUCAAGGUCCUGUUGCGAAAGGAUUGGAGCACGCCUCGGUGGGACGGACCUUAUCAAGUCCUCCUCACAACACCAACAGCGGUGAAGAUAGCAGAGCGACCUUCUUGGAUACAUAAGAGUCACUGUAAGCCCAUCAAGCCCGUAUCAGAGACCUCUGUACCUUCGGAGUAGCAGUGGAAGUCCGCUACAAAGGCGCAGCAAUCAAUAGGAUACUGACGUCUCAACCCGGUGAAGAAAACAGCUGAUCUGCACUCCAUUUAGAAUGGCUCUGAUUGGGUGGGGAUGUGGUAAGGUAACUCUCGGUGUAAUUCUCUUUAUGGGAAUUGUUGGUCUGCUUCUGCACUCACCAGAGCAGGUGUUUCGCCCACCUAGAUGGACACAUGACGGCUCCCACCUGAGACCUAUCUCCACAAAUGAGACCCAUCCUUUCCUACAAAACUACUGGUACCGUUAUGUUUAUGAUUCAGCAAAGAAAGACAAUUUAACUAAUUGUUAUGUCUGUACCCACAUGCCAUCUCAUGCCGAUGGAUUAACUAUAUAUGGGAAACCUAUGAAUAAGUCACAAGCAAAGUGUGCUGCCUCUUUUGCAGGUGUAGGCUAUCAGCAUGAUAAUAUAAAAAUAAAUGAUACAGAUCCAUAUACUGCUGGUUUGGAUAAUGGCGUAUGUGCACAGCAGUUUUGGAUCGAUUUUGCUAUAAAAGUGUCAAAUAUAUCCUUACCUUUAUCUGUCCACCUGAACAUGGACCCUAAAACAUUUAAUCACUCAAUGUGUUAUGACCAAAUGAACGGCACCCAUCAUAUGGGGAACACCACCAACUGUGCCCAAAUACUAGUACACGGAGAAGGUGCCCCGGUAAACAUAAGUGGAUCUAGUAAUGGCACCUACUGGGUGCAAGGAGUAGCUUGGUUAUGUGGACCCCGCGCAUAUUUCGUUUUGCCCUAUAACUGGUAUGGUGUGUGCGCUCCAAUCUUUGUGUCAGACCAUACUUUCCUGGUGUCACUGUCGUCUACACCAGCGAACCGCAGGCGCCGGUUCAUCAUAACUACAGCUUCUCUCCGUCCUCAUGACAGUGUCUGGGGUUCAGAUGUUCCCCAGGAGUUCAAACAUUGGUCUACAGACCAGAAAGUAUUAAUGUCUCUUUUUCCCUGGGUAGGAACAGCAAAGAAUACGUUACGAUUAGAAACUAUUGAUUAUCGUUUGGGGCUGUUCAUAAAUAACUCCAUCAUAAUAAAUGAGCAACAGAAUGGUGAGAUAGAUGCUAUUAAACAGAUGGUCAUUCAGAAUAGAAUGGUUUUAGACAUACUUACUGCUGCACAAGGUGGUGUGUGCGUGCUUUUAAAUAAUACCUGCUGUACAUAUAUUCCCGAUAAUGUGCACUCACCCAACAUGACUACAGCCUUGGACCGUCUGCGAGAACUUCAAAAGAUCAUGACCUUAGACCCUCAUGCUGGCCCCUCAUGGUUGAAUUGGUUUCUUACUGGGUCCUGGUGGCAGUUACUGCUAAAGUUCUCACUCCCCAUUCUUGUUACAUUAUUAUUUGUAUGUUGUUGUUUCAUUUGUAUUAUACCCUGCCUCCGUUCCAUGAUACAACAUACUUUUAGUUCUGUUUUUCUGCUAUACACUGCAGAAGAACGAAUGGAUUUACUAACCUUGUCUAGCCCUCUUAAUAAUGAUGAUGAUGUGAUCUGAAUGACGGUUGUGCUGAAAGUGUUUUUGCAAUUUGUACAAUACUGAUGCUUCUGAUCAUACUGUCAUGAUAAACAGGAGGGACUGUUAGGUUGAAGAAACUGUUAGUAAUCAUUUGUUAUCAUUUCUGUAUAAUCAGCAAUGAGUGUAAAUAUGUAUAUACAUUAUUUUGUUUUCCUUUACCUUCAUACUUUAGAUUAUAUUAGUUUACACGUAUCCUGAGCACGUGUUUAAAUAGUUGUCCACCUGAGUAAAACCAGAACUUCUUCUUACUCUCACAGUCUUUUCUUUGUUCUCACUCCAAGACCCCUGCCCCCCAUUGACUAUAAAUAAAGGUGCCAAGGGGAACCACCCUUUGUAACACAUUCCUUUGUAGCCUAGCAUGCAGAGAGUGUGGUUACCCUUGUGCAAGUAAAACUCUAAGUGUGUUGUCUCGUAAUUAAUGGUGUGUACAGAGUUGGAGUGGAAAGCCUGUCGCUUUCUCCAACAUAUACUGUAUUGUAGUUUGGUCCUGUGUGCAGAGUUGGAGUGGAAAGCCUGACGCUUUCUCCAACAAUACACAAAAGUCACUGUAAACCCAUCAAGCCCUUAUCAGAGGCCUCAGCGACAGAGUAGCAGUGGAAGUCCGCUACAAAGGCACAGUAACCAAUAGGGUGCUGCUGUCUCAACCCGGUGAAGAAAACAACUGAACUGCACUCUAUUAGGAUGGCUCUGACGGGGUGGGGAUGUGGUAAGGUGACUCUAGGGGUCAUUCUUGUUGUUGGACUUGUAUGGUUGUCCUUGCUCCCACUAGCUCCAUUGCAACACCUACGGCGAUGGACCCAUGACGACUUCCAUCUGCGCCCGUUGCCUGCUGACCACUCACACCCGUUCAUGAAGAACUACUGGUAUCGAUAUGUACAUGACACUGUAACAGCAAAAAAUGUGACGAAUUGCUAUGUUUGUUCUGUGAUGCCUACUCAUAGUGAACGACCCACUGUAUAUGGAAAACCCAUGAAUAUGUCACAGGCCAAAUGUGCCGCAUCUUUUGCAGGUAUAGGGUACCAAAGUAUUGUUUCACUUAUAUUUUCUUUUGUUUUGUUUUUUAUUUUGUUUUUCUGUUGUUUUAUAACUGUUAUACCAUGUUUGAAAAUGUUUAUUAAUCAAGCUCUUAAUGCUGCUUUUCGGACACACAGUACAAUGUUUCUCUCCCUUACUCAGAAUAUGGAGACAGAGCCUGUUUCCAGCGAUAGCGAUGAAGAAGACAUGUAAUUCAUAAUGACGGCUGAGCCGAAAGCACCCGUGCAGGGCUCGGACCUGAAGUAACGGAAUUAGAUGUUUUUCUAUGAUAAACAGGAGGAACGACUCCUGAUGGUUUUCUGUACUCCACAGUUAGGAUGAUGAUGAUGUGAUCUAAAUGACAGUUGUACUGGAAAUGCUUUUGCAACUUGUACAAUACUGAUGUUUUUGAUCAUACUGUCAUGAUAAACAGGAGGGACUGUUAGGUUGAAGAAACUGUUAUUAAUCAUUUUGUUAUCACUCCUGUAUGAUCAGCAAUGAAUGUAAAUAUGUAUAUACAUUAUUUUGUUUUCCCCUAGCCUCAUACUUUAGAUUAUAUUAAUAAUAGCAUUCCCACCUUAGCAAAACCAGAACUUUCUCUCACCUCCCUAUUCUGCAUGACUCUUGCGCCUCCCACUGACUAUAAAUAAAGGAGUCAAGGGGAACCACCCUUUGUAACACAUUCUGCUGUAGUUUGCAUUGCAGAGAGUGUGGGUACCCUUGCAAGUAAAAACUAUAAAGUGUGUGUCUCGUAAAUGUGGAGUUGGGGUGGAAACGCCGGGCGCUUUCCCCAACAUAGAAUUUGGUCCUUCGAGCCGGAUCCGAGGAACCCCGAAGACGUCUCCAGUACGCCGAGAGAAGCGACACCGAAGUCUGUCGACAGCCACUCGAAGUCGGGUGCAAGAAAGACCUGUGAUGUGAAUUCGUCAUCAGGCCGGUGGUUAGAACUGCGCUCGACGUCUGGUGAUGUCUGAAGGACCUCGGUGAUGGAACAGAGAGCACACUACAUAGGUGAGAAACACGGCACCUAAGUGAAUAGGUGGCCAAGUGAGACAUACGGCACCUAAAUAAGUAGGUGGCCAAGACAUGCAUGUGGUUGAGGUUAGCCGAAAUUAACCGGGAGAGAAAGUAGGCGUUGUUGGAAAUAUAUACAGUGUUCUAUGUGGAUGUGUUUUUAUAGGUUUUAGACUAACCUACACGAUCCACCCUAAAAGCAACAACAUACUGGUGACUGAAGGAUAAAGGACGGGUUUCAUCCCUGAAAACUAACACCGCUGCUCUAAUAGGGAGCAGUAGAAGGCCGUGUUGGUGUCCUCCUGAGGUCUCAUGCCAGGGACUUGCUUUUAGGAUUUUUUAUGUUUUGUAGUGUAUUCAAUAAAAGGUAACAAUGGGAAAAAUCAGAGUAAACAAAUCAAACUAGAGGGAGAUGAGAAGUUUAUGGAAGGAUAUAAACCAGGAUCAGGACAAAUAAGUAGUCAGAGAUGGAGGAAAAAACAUGGGUUUGAAGGAAAACUCCAUACUCCAGACAUAUUAAAGUUACAGGGAAACUUAAAACUGGAGAUGUUACAGACUACCAAUAAGAAAAAAGGCCAAGAUAGAAAAAAGGAAUACGUUUUCUCUGAUGCAUGGUUAGAACAGAGUAAACUAAGAGAUAAUAAGAGACAACAGAAAAAGGGAAAUAAGGAGAAAAAACUGCAGGUGGCUUUAAUCACACUAGACGAAGAAACGGCAGCAAGACCUUCUGCCCCUCCAGCUCCUCCACCGCCCCCACAAAUUCCGGUGCCUGCACCGGCGCUGGUUCCAGCCACAGAUAGACAAGAAGCAAGGGGGGGGGUGGAACCAUCUCGCAUGUUAACUCGAGGGUCUGAUCCCUCUCUAUAUCCUGUAAAAGAUUUGGCCACAGCUAAAGUACAACGGCAUCCAAAAAAUAACACGGAACAAGAGGAGGUAGAAUGGCAGUGUCCCCUCGUAGAAGUGGCAAACCCAAAUCGAGGGCCAAAUAAUGCAGGACCCGAAACUAUGUUAGUAUAUAGACCCUGGACCGCUGAGGAUAGAACAGCGGCUUUAAAAGGAAUACCCCCGGUUGAAGAAGGGGUACCCGAGUUUUGGACUGCCAUCCUAGAAUUACAAAGUAGUUUUCAUUUGAACGGCAGGGAAAUGUACCGAUGCCUAAGACAGUUGUUUACCCAUAAAUGGGGACGUGUGGCAGGCGACUUCACUGGACAUGGUGCCAAUAAUCAGCCCUUAGCACAUAACUCGCAGGAACUCAUACAAGCAUUACAACACCUGCGAGAGAGGAUAGACACAGUCUUCGUGAGACGUGCAGAUUAUGGGCGAAUAGCGCAGUGCAAACAAAAAGAUGGAGAGGAACCUGAGGAUUUUAUGGAUAGGAUGCGAGUGGUGUUCAGGGGAAAUUCAGGAAUUCCUCACGACGAGGAAGACGGAGGAGUGUAUCAGCAACAAUUAAAACGAGCUUUUUUUUUCGCAGGCCUAAAGUCUGAAUUGCGAAAAUAUCUCGACAAACAUUGGGUACAUCAGAAUACUGGCUCAGUCCAACAAGCCUUAGAAUAUGCCCAACACGCACAGAAAGCUCGGAAACAGCAAAAGACAGAUACAAUAUUCAGCGCCUCUGACGUGGUAGCGCUAGUGCAAACGAACCCUCGGGGACGCGGGGGAUUCAGAGGUAGAGGAAGAGGAAGAUUUAGAGGCCGAGGAAGAUUUAGAAAUAAACAAACAGGAGGGUUUUCUCAGGAAACAGAGUGUUGGACAUGCGGGAAACCUGGACACUUAAGCAGGGACUGCAGGUCAGGGAAGCGACCAUUUAAUCCAAACUCCACCGAAAAUGACCAAUGACCCUCCUCGGAGACCCCUGUUGCCGACACUAUCCGAGGUGAAACAGAGGUCAUUUUAAGGGAAGAAACGGAGGUUACCUUACAAGACCUCCUCAAUGAGGAAAUAGAUUUGCAAGCAGUAUGUCAGCUAUUAGCAGAAAGGCAGUGGGGAACUUUGCCAAGUCGGAAAUUAAUCAUAAAUGGCAAAGUAUACGAAUGCCUGUGUGAUACUGGAGCCUGUAGGACUGUCCUAACCUCCAGUCCUCCUGAAGUCACAUACUCCUCAUCUGUCAUAAAUAUAAAAACAGCAGGAGGCCAAACAGACAGUCAUCAGCUAACAAACCCAGUUGCAGUAAAAGAUAAGGAAACUGGGAUUGAAUGUCAAGCACAAGUGUUAAUAAGCCCUUCUUGCCCUGUCAAUCUGUUAGGCCAUGACCUUAUGGUACAGAUGGGCAUUAGUGUAGUUGCCACAAACUCUGGCAUGAAAGCAAUCAUAAAUGAGGAAGCCUAUGUUGUGCAAGGAACCGGAGCACCAGACGUGCCCAACCCACACUUAUUGCUCAACUCAUUAACCCCUGAUAAAAGUUACUUCUCAGUAGUUGAUCUCAGUAAUGCAUUUUUCUCAGUACCAUUGCACCCUGAUUCUCAACAUUUAUUUGGUUUCACCUAUAAGGGAAAAAAAUACACAUAUACUAGACUCCCUCAAGGGUUUUCAGAAAGUCCACAUGUAUAUACCAUGGCCCUUAGAUACUCUAUGAGUACCUGUAAAAUACCAUCCCAUAGUCAAGUGCUACUGUAUGUAGAUGAUAUAUUAAUUGCUUCAGAUACAAAACAGCAUUGUAAGGAAGCCACACUGUUGGUGUUACAGCAUUUAUAUGAUACAGGACAUAAAGCAUCAAAACAAAAAUUACAAUAUUGCAGGGAGGAAGUUAUAUAUCUUGGACAUAAACUCUCCCAACAAGGUCGAUCGUUGUUAGAAACUAGAAAACAGGCAAUACAAGAGGCACCAAAGCCAAAGACUAAACAGCAAAUGAUGUCCUUCUUAGGACUUUGUAAUUAUUGCAGAGAAUGGCUACCUGAUUAUGCCGCACUCGUUCAACCUCUGCAAACCUUAAUUUAUGGGAAAGACAUGGCCUUAAAAGAUAAAAUUCAGUGGACAAAAGAAGGAGAAUUGGCAUUCACAAACUUAAAAAUGAUGCUACAAACAAAUGUGAUACUUGCCUUACCAGAUUAUCAACAACCAUUUACCUUAUGUGUUGAUGCUAAUCAAGGUUAUAUGAAAGCGGUAUUAACACAGCCGUUCGGGACAAAGGAAAGACCACUAGCAUUCUAUUCUAAACGAUUAGAUGCAGUAGCAGCUGGUUUUCCACAAUGUUUGCAAGCAUGUGCAGCUGCUGCAGAAGCAGUAAAAUUAUCAGCAGAAUUAGUGUUGUGUCACCCACUCACCUUGAAGGUGCCACAUUCAGUUUCAUUAGUUUUACUGCAGACACCGCUUCCGUUCCUCACACAUGCUAGACAUCUGACCUUAGUCUCACUCCUGCUUUCACAGUCAAACAUUACUAUACAGCGAUGUGGUCCUCUUAACCCUAGCACCCUUCUUCCGACAACGGAAGAUGGAGAACCACAUUCGUGCAAAGCAGUUGUGGAAGAGCAAACAAAACCCAGAGCAGAUAUUUUACAGACCCCAAUAUCAGAUUCAAUGGUUGUUUAUGUAGAUGGAUCAGCAUCAAAAAAUGAUAUGGAAAAAAAUAAGGUCGGGUAUGCUGUAGUUACAUCUACUGAAGUGUUAGAGGCCAAUGCACUCCCACCUGCUUGUUCAGCACAAGCGGCUGAACUCUAUGCUGUAAUUAGGGCAUGCGAGCUAUUCAAAAAUAAGUCACUUACUAUAUACACUGAUAGUCAAUAUGUGUUUGGAGCUGUUCAUCACCAUGCAAGAGUGUGGAAAAAUAGAGGUUUUAAAACAUCGCAGGGAACGUCUCUAACUCACACAAACUUACUACUUAGAUUAUUAGAUGUUGUACUAUUACCGACUCGCCUUGCACUGUGCAAAUGUAAAGCACACCAAACCGAUGCUUCCACAAUAGCUAAAGGAAACAACUUUGCAGAUAAAACUGCCAAAGAAGCGGCACUGAAACAGCCCACCUUAUCAGUGGCAGACAUUCUUUUCAUAGAUAGUGAUGUGCUGUGUGAUGCACAGAUUCAUGCUCCUAAAACAGAAAUACAGAGUUGGAUCAAGAGAGGAGCAAUACAGCAAGGGAAAGUUUACUAUAUGAAUGACAAGCCUAUCCUACCAAAAAACUUAUACAAAACAGCUGCCUUAGUGAGCCAUGGAAAUACUCAUGUCUCAACAGGAGGGAUGGUACAUAUUAUCCAGCAAUACUUUUACGCUAUAAAUUUUUCUGAUUAUGCAAAGCAAUUUUGUAGAACAUGCUUAAUUUGCUGUAAACAUAAUGCACAGGGUAACAUGAGACCAAAACGUGGCCAGUUCCCUGUAGCUGAGUACCCGUUUCAAGUUGUACAUAUGGAUUUUAUUGAAUUAUCUUGGUCACAAGGGAAGAAGUACUGUCUAGUCAUUAUAGACACCUUUUCUAAGUGGGUAGAAAUAUACCCUGUAAAGCACUGUGAUGCAAUGACUGUUGCAAAAUGUUUGGUAGGCCAUUAUUUCCCUACUUAUGGCAUACCUCAUAUUAUAAGAUCAGACAAUGGGACUCAUUUUGUAAAUCAGACCAUGUCCCUUUGUUCACAAGCAUUAGGUUUUACGCUUAAGAAUCAUUGUGCUUAUCACCCUCAGAGUGCAGGCUUAGUGGAGAGAACUAACGGCACUAUUAAAACAAGGCUCAGAAAAACAAUGGAAGAGACAAAAAGGCCGUGGCCAGAAUGUUUGUCUCUAGUAAAAUUGUGGAUGAGAAUAACUCCCAUUCCUGCAGGAUUAACACCUUUUGAGAUAGUGUACGGAAGGCCGUUUCCCCUAGCAACCAAAAUGAGUGAUAUAGGGAAAGCGGACAGAGAAAAUACAUUGGCUAAUUGGAUGCGAAAGUUGCUAUCAUCACAACAAAAACAUAGCCCCAGUAGUCUGCCAGUAAAUUCUGUUUCUAACCAACAGGAUAACUUGCAGCCAGGAGAUUGGAUCCUGGUCAAGGUCCUGUUGCGGAAGGAGUGGAGCACACCCCGGUGGGACGGUCCUUAUCAAGUCCUCCUCACAACACCAACAGCUGUGAAAAUAGCAGAACGACCUUCCUGGAUACACAAAAGUCACUGUAAACCCAUCAAGCCCUUAUCAGAGGCCUCAGCGACAGAGUAGCAGUGGAAGUCCGCUACAAAGGCACAGUAACCAAUAGGGUGCUGCUGUCUCAACCCGGUGAAGAAAACAACUGAGCUGCACUCUAUUAGGAUGGCUCUGACGGGGUGGGGAUGUGGUAAGGUGACUCUAGGGGUCAUUCUUGUUGUUGGACUUGUAUGGUUGUCCUUGCUCCCACUAGCUCCAUUGCAGCACCUACGGCGAUGGACCCAUGACGACUUCCAUCUGCGCCCGUUGCCUGCUGACCACUCACACCCGUUCAUGAAGAACUACUGGUAUCGAUAUGUACAUGACACUGUAACAGCAAAAAAUGUGACUUACAAAAAGUGAUGACCAUGGACAGUCAACCGCAGUCCUCCUGGCUGGACUGGUUUGUUACAGGAAUUUGGUGGUCCAUACUGAUGAAAAUGUGCCUACCUUUUGUUUUGUUUUUUAUUUUGUUUUUCUGUUGUUUUAUAACUGUUAUACCAUGUUUGAAAAUGUUUAUUAAUCAAGCUCUUAAUGCUGCUUUUCGGACACACAGUACAAUGCUUCUCUCCCUUACUCAGAAUAUGGAGACAGAGCCUGUUUCCAGCGAUAGCGAUGAAGAAGACAUGUAAUUCAUAAUGACGGCUGAGCUGAAAGCACCCGUGCAGGGCUCGGACCUGAAGUAAUGGAAUUAGAUGUUUUUCUAUGAUAAACAGGAGGAACGACUCCUGAUGGUUUUCUGUACUCCACAGUUAGGAUGAUGAUGAUGUGAUCUAAAUGACGGUUGUACUGGAAAUGCUUUUGCAACUUGUACAAUAUUGAUGUUUCUGAUCAUACUGUCAUGAUAAACAGGAGGGACUGUUAGGUUGAAGAAACUGUUAUUAAUCAUUUUGUUAUCACUCCUGUAUGAUCAGCAAUGAAUGUAAAUAUGUAUAUACAUUAUUUUGUUUUCCCCUAGCCUCAUACUUUAGAUUAUAUUAAUAAUAGCAUUCCCACCUUAGCAAAACCAGAACUUUCUCUCACCUCCCUAUUCUGCAUGACUCUUGCGCCUCCCACUGACUAUAAAUAAAGGAGUCAAGGGGAACCACCCUUUGUAACACAUUCUGCUGUAGUUUGCAUUGCAGAGAGUGUGGGUACCCUUGCAAGUAAAAACUAUAAA
Brienomyrus brachyistius is the source of this 15682-nucleotide messenger RNA. Its product is annotated as protein NYNRIN-like. Gene Ontology annotation, biological process: DNA integration. Gene Ontology annotation, molecular function: nucleic acid binding; zinc ion binding; RNA-DNA hybrid ribonuclease activity. The coding region runs from base 934 to 1968 and encodes 344 amino acids. The transcript has 4 exons. The record is from RefSeq and is a predicted model, not a curated record. Lineage: Eukaryota; Metazoa; Chordata; Actinopteri; Osteoglossiformes; Mormyridae.